Molecule: messenger RNA, 1040 nt
Organism: Aspergillus campestris IBT 28561
Lineage: Eukaryota; Fungi; Ascomycota; Eurotiomycetes; Eurotiales; Aspergillaceae
Product: thiamine pyrophosphokinase-related protein
Exons: 2
Coding region: 48-1016 (322 amino acids)
Molecular function (GO): 8-oxo-dGDP phosphatase activity
Source: RefSeq, a predicted model, not a curated record
CAUAUUGCAAGCAUUGACUUGUGUGUGCUUGUUAUUCCCUCGACGCCAUGGCUAAAUCGAACCUCGAUCUCGUUAAAGAAUGCGACAGAUUCCCGUAUUACGCGGAUGACCCCGCGUUUUACACGGCUCAUAUGCGCAACUACCAUGCCUUUAGAGUCAACGGAUGUGAUGCCAACCUAGGAUACAUUCUGAACUCCGUCAUAAAGAAGCUUGAGCUACCUGCGAACUCCUGGGCGAUCGACUCCGCCAACCAGACCGUCACGCUGAUGACCACCCCCGAUGCGACACCGGAGCAACGCAGUGAACUGGUAGCGGAGACGCUCACACACGCCGUGAAGCGGGAUACGUUCGAGAUCCUGCGAGGAUGGCGCAAUGAGAAAUACCCCAUCUACGCCCCAGGCGGCAAGUUCCUCCUGGAGAUGGAACGCUCCGCAACGCCGCUUUUUGGCACCGUGUCUUACGGCGUCCAUUCCACGUGCUACGUUAACGACGACAACGGCAUGCGGAUCUGGGUCCCGAGGCGGUCGAAGACGAAGCAGACGUAUCCUGGGAUGCUCGACAAUUCGGUGGCGGGCGGGAUGAGCACGAAUGAACAUCCGGGUGAAUGCCUUGUCCGCGAGGCCAUGGAGGAGGCAUCGCUUCCUGAAGAUGUCGUGCGGAAGAACUCCACGGCUGCUGGGUGUGUUACGUAUUUCUAUGUGCGGAGUGCUCAAGCAGGCGGUGAAACCGACCUGUUGCAGCCCGAGGUGGAAUACGUCUACGAUAUCAAACUGAGCGCCGACGUUGUUCCCAAGCCUUGCGAUUCCGAGGUGGAGCAGUUUUACCUGAUGACUGUUGACGAAGUCAAAGCGGCGUUGGCAAAUGGAGAGUUCAAGCCUAACUGUUCUGUUGUUCUGAUCGACUUUUUCCUCCGACACGGUAUCCUGACUCCCGAGAACGAGCCCAACUUUCUGGACAUCAUCUCCAGGAUACACCGCCGUUUGGAAUUCCCCACUGCCUCUCAUUUUGAGGGUUAGAAUGCAUCCGAUAGCAAGAAAUAG